AUGGCUGCCACCAUCGCCGAUGUUCCCCUGCUGGGCGAUGGGAACGGAAAUUCGACUGCAGGCGCUCGUCUCGGACAACUGCUUGGUGUCCCUUUCGUGUCUCUGGACCAGGUUCAUUGGGAACCCGGGUGGAGGUCGACUCCUAAUGAUGAAUUCAAAGCCAAAGUCAGGGAGCUACUAUCGACUCUCGGCCCCUCAUGGGUAAUCGAUGGAGAUUACCAAGAAAAAUUAGGGACGAUGGUGUUGGACGCCAGUACCGAUGUUGGCUGGAUCCUCCUCUGCUAUUGUACUUUCCGCGCCUAUUCGUUCGAACUCUGUUACGCCUAG
Coprinopsis cinerea okayama7#130 is the source of this 327-nucleotide messenger RNA. RefSeq lists its product as hypothetical. The transcript has 3 exons. The coding region runs from base 1 to 327 and encodes 108 amino acids. The record is from RefSeq and is a predicted model, not a curated record. Lineage: Eukaryota; Fungi; Basidiomycota; Agaricomycetes; Agaricales; Psathyrellaceae.